Molecule: messenger RNA, 2346 nt
Organism: Tachysurus fulvidraco (yellow catfish)
Lineage: Eukaryota; Metazoa; Chordata; Actinopteri; Siluriformes; Bagridae
Exons: 6
Coding region: 163-1134 (323 amino acids)
Source: RefSeq, a predicted model, not a curated record
CGCAUAUGUUCUGUUAAAUCAAUACUGAAACACACACACGGACUUUACUACCUCUUGCAUCAUUUGAACAAAACUCUGCUAACGUUUUCUAUAAAAAAAAAAUUCUAUUGUUUACCAUGAACUAUCAGGGGUUUUCCACCAAAACCAAACGGACUAAAUGACAUGAAGAACUGCACUCUGUUCCUGUUCCUCUUCUACCUGAUGAUCCCUGCCUGUUUGUCUUUAAUGCCAGGCUUCACGACUACAGUAAUCGAGCUCCAUCAGCCUGCUGCUUUGUCCUGUGAAGGAGGAUGUUCAGGUUCAGUGAAAUGGAUCAAGAGGCAGAAGCUGAGUGAAGAGAUUGUUGUGGCUCAGUGUAAUGAGACGUCCUGCAGCUCAGAGGAGGGCUUUAACAUCUCUCAUGAUCAGUACCUGAAGGGGAAUCUGUCUCUCUCCAUCACUGCAGCUGAUUACAGUAAACGCGGCUGGUACACAUGUUGGUGUGGAGACAGAGCCGUGUGUGAUGCAAGUCUACGCAUUAAAUCCGUUGGGUUCCUGCACCAGAUCCCUACUGGAGAUUCCCUGGUGCUGAAUUUUCAGAUCCCUGAGCGUUUGAAGGUCAUGUUAAACAGGAGCGCUGGUGAAGGUGGUGGUGGUGGUGGUGGUGGUGGUGCUAGAGAUGCUCAGAGCUUGGUCUCGGUCCCAAUUUGUAGUGUUGAUGGACGUACAAUUCAGGCUGCUGAUGAAUACAGGAAGCGAGUGAAACUAUACUGCUCUCUGACUCUGAGUGCUGUGCAGGAGGCUGAUGGUGGUGUGUACAGCAUUCAGGACACUGAGAAUGAUGAGCUUAUCUCUACACACACUCUCAAACUCACAGGAAAUGACACAGAAGCUAACGACACAAUGCAGACUAAAGGUGAAGCACAGAGCUGGAACCUGAGAAGGAUCUUUAAUGAGGAGUUCAGAGGCUUGGUGGUGGGAGGAAUAAUCGGGGCUGUCAGCAUGGCUCUGUUUUUUUUUUGUAUUGAUUGGAUAGUAAAAGGCUCCAGACAUAUCAAUCAGAAAAUGAGAAUGUUUUCGAGAGGCGACCGUCAUCACAACACACAUAAUUCUGAUCCUGAAGAAGGCAUCAAGCUUCCAAUGCAAGAGAUUUAGAUUUCAUCCAUCCUGCUAGGAGCCAUGUUUUAGCUGUUUCACUGGGUUUACACACACACACACACACACACCGUGGGUUUAUUAUGAGUCACAGGAAAACCCAAUAGCUGGUUCUCUGUCUGUGUCGAGGACGUGCGUUCCUGCCGAAACAAACACACACUCUUCACACAGUGGUGCUGAGAUCAGACGAUCCGAAUUUACUGCAAAAACUACAAAGCUCAGUUUGUGUUUAAUUUUUCUGCCACAUUAAAGAACUCUUGAGUCUGAGCCAGUCUACAGCAUGCAAUAAAUAAUAAAACAAUAAUUAGCAUUAAUAGAGAAGAGCACAGCACUCCAAACAAUCUCACUGCACAGAGAGUCAACAUUAAGCUUUUUAAUUGUUUUUAAAAUUUCUGCCUUGGGAGAUAUUUAUUAACAGUUAUAGAAUGAAUAACAUUUAUAUGGGAGAACUUUAUUGACUGUCAGGACUCUGCUGCUGGUGCUUUGAAUAAAACUACAAAAAUAAAAACUAAGUUCGUCGUGACAAACUUUUAUGUUGCCUUGUCGGAGCAAGUAUUCCCAAAAGACGGUAUGCUAGGAUACCAAAACUUUUUGAGGCAAGUGGAUACUAGCAUGUGACAUUUCCCGUCAUUGCGCUGAGUGUUUUGAUAUAUCACAUGUCCAUUUUUUAUUUUGGGGAAGGGGCUGCAUGUGAUGCAAUGUUCUGGAAAGUUUUUUGAUUUUUGGUAAAACCAAAAGGCGGUCGGUUCGCCAGUUUAAACCUUUGCCCAGAGUAGCACCAUAAAGAAUGUGCCGUUUGGUGUAGAUAGCUCAAAAGCUUGCCGACUUAUAAACCUCUAAAAUUUAUAAUGGGUGUCAAUGGCAAAAAAAUGUCACUUUGAGACCCGGUAAUGUGAGUACCGGUACUAGGAUCGCUUAGAAAAGUAAUAGCAACAAACUUCAGACCUUCUAUGACAUCCGAUUUUGGUGCAUGCAGCUUGAAAGCCCAAGGAGGUGUUACUCUUGAUAAAAUUUUUGUCAAAAAAGAUUAAACAAUUCAGAAUGUUCUUCUACAAGCCAACAUAAAAAUAACUUCUAUGUAAACAGAUUUAUUUAUGUCAGUAAAAUGUCAUGAUUUGUUUUGAUUAUAUUUAUGUAUUUCUUAUAUAAUCAUUUCUUGGUAUUUCAUAUAUAAUUGUAAUUUCACAAAAAAAUGUAAGAUAAACCACUUUA